AUGUUGUGGAAAGUUUUAUGUGCGACUUCACUCCUGAUCGUCAGCGUUUCGAGCCGAUCGAUAGCUGUGAAAGGAAAUUUGAAGUGUGGAAAAUAUCCAGCUGGUCAGAUUCUGCUGCGAUUGUGGGACUCAAGUAGAGUUGAGGGUACCAAGGAUAAACUCAUGGAUCAAACACAUUCCGACAAUGACGGGAAUUUCGAUUUGGUUGCUCAUGGAACUUUGAGAAACGGCUGGCAGCCUGUGAUGACUAUACACCAUGAUUGUGAUGACGCAAAGAACCCUGGACGUCGAAUGUUGAAGUUUCGCCUUCCACUAAGCUACAUCGAAGAUGCAGACCCACCAAAGAAAUGGUUUGAUCUGGGAGUUUUCAACUUGGAAACUCAUAUCAAUGAUAGCGAGGAAAGAGUCGAGCAGAUUACCAGAAGAAGAAGAAGAAGACAUCGUCAUAGGGCACACAGAUCAGCUGCUCGCCAUCGCACCACUCCCGAACCGCUCGAUACCUUCGAUAGCCCUGAAGACAGAAUCGAGCCAUGGUGA
This is a messenger RNA of Haemonchus placei, 537 nucleotides long. NCBI's taxonomy places the organism in Eukaryota, Metazoa, Nematoda, Chromadorea, Rhabditida, Trichostrongylidae. The record is from the annotation of a GenBank genome assembly.